Molecule: messenger RNA, 2727 nt
Organism: Thecamonas trahens ATCC 50062
Lineage: Eukaryota; Apusomonadida; Apusomonadidae
Exons: 2
Coding region: 95-1879 (594 amino acids)
Source: RefSeq, a predicted model, not a curated record
ACUCAACCCCGCCACCACGGAACGAGGACAAGGUCACGGACGAGUACUACACGCCCACGCCUGCCACCACUUCUCACGAGCCAUCCGCUGAAGGAUGGGCGUGGGCUGGGUCCAGUUUCAGGCCCACUUGUGGAAGAACCUACGACUUAUGUCAAAGUCAUGGAAGGCUGCUGUGGCGACGACGGUGCUGGUGCCGCUGGUGUGUGUCCUGGUGGUGGCCGUGGCUCAGUCGAUUGGGUCGUCGUCAGAGGGAGCGGCGCCAUCGGGAAGUCGCGACGCGUUUGAUCUUGGCCCCAUCCCGCUCUGUACUCCGCAGCCAAGCUGCCUCUCACUGGCGUAUACGCCUGGUAAGCAUCCUGUCUUUGUUGCACUCGCCGAAGAGAUUGCUCGGGCGAGCGCGCUGCCGGCGAGCACUGUCCGCGCCUUUGAGACACGCGGCGAGAUGGAGAGCUUUGUGCUCGGAAAUCCCAACACUACUUCGCUGGCCAUCGAGUUUGUGCCCGAGGCCCUCCCAGAUCUACAGUAUGUGGUGUGGUACAACGCGUCGCUGGAGAGCGAGGCUGCUGGGUGCUUUGCAGCAAGCGGACUGGUCGAUGUGCGGUGCGCAGGUACGGUGCCGCGGAUGCGGGUCCAGGCCAUGGCAGCGGUCAUGGCAGCAGCGCUCAAUGUAAGCGCAGCAAGCGCCAACAUGCUCGGGAGGCCGAUGUCUGCGGAUGGGCGGCUCGCGCUGGAGCUGAGCGUGCGGCCGCUGACGGUCCCGCCCAGCCGCGACGAGACUGCGGCGUCGGUCUUUCUAGCCCUCAUGUGCGGCAUUUACCUGGCCGGGGCGCUUGUGGCCUCGGUGGUCUUGGUCGUGCUUGUCGGUGAAAAGGCGAGCGGAUCGCGAGCGAUGAUGUACAUCCACGGCCUGCACAACUGGGUCUACUGGCUCACCUGGGGGCUGGUGUUCGAAGCCGGCGCCGUGACCGCGGCUGGCGUGGUGGCUGGAACCGGCCAGCUUGCCGGCUUUCGGCUCUUUACCUGCUCCGGCCCGGGCCUCAUGUUUGUGGUUGCGGCCGAGUUUUCACCGUCAUGGUCGCGCUCGGCGCGGCGCUCUCGGUCCUGGUCAGCUCGGUGGCGGUGGCAGUCGGCCUCGCGGUGGCGCUCUCCAUUUCGGGCCUUGUUCUUGUCCAGCUCCUCUGCUCAAUUGACCUGUACAUGCUGUGGGCCGGCUCGGGCUCGCCCGCGCUCUGGGCUCUGCUCUUCUUUCCGCCGUUCCAGCUGGUCAAGAUCGGGACCGACAUCAACUCUGGCUGCUCUGCGCAGUAUGCGACCGAUCGCGACGCGACGCCGAGCUUUGCGUGGCGCGACGUCUCGCAGGCACCGCAGUACGGACCGUCGGUCGGUCUCAAUGUGUGGGCGCCGUCGCUCUCGUUGGGAGUCCUGGCGGCAAUGGCGGUUGGCCUCUGUCUCUUCACCUGGUUUGUCGACUCGUGGAUCCGACUCCGCGAUGCUCUCUUCUGCUGCCGACCGUCGUACUACCUCCCGCCGCCGCCCGAGACCGUGCCAGAGGCCAAGGUGCUCGGCAUGUACGCCGCCACCUCGCCGGCCAAGUCGUCGUCGCCGCGCCCAAGCUCGGGCGACGCCACGUCGGGCGGCGAGGGCACCGGGCCGGAUCCGGACCUCGAAGCCGAGGUCUCAUCGCUGCUGGUCCUCGACCAUGGCGGAAUGGGGCCGGCCACCGGCGAGCCUGUUCUCCCAUUCAAAGUCUACAAGAUGUGCAAGAGCUACGGGCCAAAGGCAGCGCUGCGCGACGUUUCGUUUGGCGUCGAGGAGGGCACCAUGCUCUGCAUGCUCGGCAAGAACGGCGCCGGCAAAACUACGCUUCUCAACGUGCUGACCGGCAUGGCGACGCCGUCGUCGGGUGAUGCCGAGGUAUAUGGCCACGCGCUCUCGCGAAACACCCACCACAUCCGUGCGCUCCUCGGAUUCUGUCCGCAAACCGACUCGCUCUGGCCGCAACUGAGCUCGCGCGAGGUUGUCGCCCUCUUUGGCGCCAUCAAGGGGGGGACCGGCGCACAGCUUGAGCGCGACGUGGCGUCGAUCCUCGAUCAGCUGCGGCUGACCGGUGAGGCCGACAAGCCGCUUGUCACCCUCUCUGGUGGAACGCGGCGCAAGGCCUCGCUCGCAGUCGCGCUCGUCGGCUCGCCGCGUGUGGUGGUCCUCGACGAGCCGACCGUCGGCCUCGACGCCAUGUCGCGCCGCGCGGUGUGGGCCCUGCUCCAGAAGCAUAAGGCGGGCCGGGUCAUGGUCCUUGCCACACACUCCAUGGAGGAGGCCGACAUGCUCGGCGAUAAGAUCGGCAUCCUCGUCGACGGCGGCCUCACCUGCAUCGGUUCUUCGGCCCACCUCAAGGCCAAGUACUCGGCUGGCUACAAUCUGGUCCUAGAAGCCUGCGACGGGUCGACCGCGACCCUUGGCGCUAUUGUGACCCAUGUGACGACCCAGCUACCUGCUGCCCGACUGGCCUCGGCCGACGGCACCGAGCUCAUCUUUGCCCUCCCGCGCAACGUGGCGCCUGCCGAACUUGCGCAGCUGUUCGACACUCUCGAGGGCGUAGACGACAACCUUGUUGUCGAUUGGUCCGUCCAGCACACGUCGUUGGAGGACGUGUUUGUCCAUCUCACCAAUACCACUCCGUAAGCUCGACACGAGACUGCGAUAUCGUAAAUCCCGUCGAGAGCCUCA